AUGGACAACUUUGUCGAGCCGCAAGUCGACGUGGCCGGCAUCACGGCGCUGACACUCGUCAAUACCAAGCGUCCGUUGGGUCAUCGCCGCAAUGUGUCUUGGGCCAACACCGAGCUGCCACGGAUCAUGUACGAGGAUACAGGUCACAUCAGCGAAGCCCCUAGUACUGCCAGCAUUGAGCAAGCUCCCGGUGCCGGUUCACCAGACAACGGGCAGUCCAAACGAGUAUCUUUAACUGCACCCAUGGUUGAUCCUCGACCCCGGUCCAACUCGGACUCGAUGGCGAGCCAGCGCGACCGAGGCAAUUAUGAUCACACCAAGACCCUUGCCUACUGGCGUUUGGAGAAAGAGCUGCGUCUUGCCAAGGACAAGCUGCUGGACAAGGUCGAACAAUGCGAGAGCCAUGAACAGUAUCGCGAGCAGCUCACCAAAGAAAUGGAUGACUUGACAACGUCCGUUUUUGAGGAAGCACACGAGAUGGUGCGUGUGGAGAAGGAGGCUCGUUUUCUGGCGGACAAACGCUCUCAUGAGCUCUCUGCUCGAAAUGAGAUCCUAACAGCCGAGGUGGCUGCUCUCAAGGCCAUCGUAGAGCACACCAUGCUCACAAAGCCCGACGCUUUUACCGGCUGCCCCACCUCGACGCCAAGUUCUCCGUCCAAAAGUAGCAGCAAGCGCUCUUUUCGCUGGCGCCGCAGCGACGAGUCGCGACUCCGCACGCGCAGCAACGGCGCGGAUGAUCUUCCCCCGAGUCAGGAGCCCCGCCCGCCAUCAGGGCUGGGGUUCGGGACAAGCACCUCAAGUCAAGUUGAUCCGCAAGUGGAUAGUCAGACUCUGGCCGAGUUUACGGCCUGGCGCAGUGAUGGCGCACCGACCGAGCACAAGUGGUUGUUGGAUGUGGAGGCUUACGACGUGCAGCCCUGCCUGGCACGCGUGGCUGCAGCUGACCUGCAAUCCACCAUCCUCGACUCCAUUCGUGGCAAUGGUAUUGUUAUUGAGGAGGUGCCGGGGGGGACACCAGAGGUCACGCGAUGCGAGCUUUCCGACUUGGAGGCCGUCUGCAAGUUUCGCGUGCGUUUAGGUGACAAGGAUUGGCGACACAUUGCCCACUGCACUCGCGAUCGGUUGGUGGCGCUGUGUAAUUUUUACACCUACGUUCGCUACUGCCAGCAGGUAUGUGUAUCUCAAAGUGAGCAUCCCUGA
Molecule: messenger RNA, 1200 nt
Organism: Monosiga brevicollis MX1
Lineage: Eukaryota; Choanoflagellata; Craspedida; Salpingoecidae
Exons: 9
Coding region: 1-1200 (399 amino acids)
Biological process (GO): exocytosis
Cellular component (GO): Golgi to plasma membrane transport vesicle
Molecular function (GO): guanyl-nucleotide exchange factor activity
Source: RefSeq, a predicted model, not a curated record